AUGAUCAACGUUCCUAAAACGCGCCAGACUUUCUGUAAGAAGUGUGGCAAGCACCAACCCCACAAAGUGAGACAGUACAAGGGCAAGGAUUCUCUGUAUGCCCGGGGAAAGUGGUGUUAUGACAGGAAGCACAGUGGCUACGGUGGGCAGGCUAAGCCGAUUUUCCGGAAAAAGGCUAAAACUACAAAGACUGUGCUAAGGCUUGAGUGCCCUGAGCCCAACUGCAGAUCUAAGAGAAUGCUGGCUAUUAAAAGAUGCAAACAUUCUGAACUGGGAGGAGAUCAGAAGAGAAAGGGCCAAGUGAUCCAGUUCUACGUGGCAUCUUUUGUUUUAUUAUGA
Saimiri boliviensis boliviensis (Bolivian squirrel monkey) is the source of this 339-nucleotide messenger RNA. Its product is annotated as large ribosomal subunit protein eL42-like. Lineage: Eukaryota; Metazoa; Chordata; Mammalia; Primates; Cebidae. Gene Ontology annotation, molecular function: structural constituent of ribosome. Gene Ontology annotation, cellular component: ribosome. The record is from RefSeq and is a predicted model, not a curated record. Gene Ontology annotation, biological process: translation.